AUGACGCGCAUCAUGCAUCUUGCCGUGCUGCUUCUUUCCAGCAUCGGACUUCUGGCUGCUGCCCAGAAUCAGUCCGACUCUGACUGGCCUCUGCACGACAACGGUCUGAACACUGCCGUGCAAUGGGACCACUACAGCUUCCAUGUUCACGGACAGCGCAUCUUCAUCUUCUCCGGCGAGUUCCACUACUGGCGUAUUCCCGUCCCCGAACUCUGGCGCGACAUCCUCGAGAAGGUCAAAGCCACCGGCUUCACCGCGUUUGCCUUCUACUCUAGCUGGGCGUACCAUGCGCCUAACAACCACACGGUGGACUUCCACACCGGCGCGCGUGACAUCACGCCCAUCUUCGAGCUCGCCAAGGAGCUGGGCAUGUAUAUGAUCGUGCGGCCCGGGCCGUAUGUCAAUGCCGAGGCCAGCGCUGGUGGCUUUCCGCUAUGGGCGACCACCGGUGCCUAUGGGUCGAUGCGCAACGACGACCCCAGGUAUACUGCGGCGUGGAAGCCUUACUUUGAGAAGAUGUCGCAGAUCACCAGCAAGUACCAGCUCACGGAUGGGCAGAAUACUUUCUGCUAUCAGAUCGAGAACGAGUAUGGUCAGCAGUGGAUUGGGGAUCCCAGUGAUAGGAACCCUAAUAAAACUGCGGUCGCCUAUAUGGAACUGCUCGAGAAGAGUGCGCGUGAGAAUGGUAUCGUCGUGCCGCUGACGGCCAACGAUCCCAACCUGAACACCAAAUCUUGGGGAAAUGACUGGUCCAACGCUGGAGGAAAUGUUGACGCUCCUGGUGUGGAUUCGUAUCCCUCGUGCUGGACUUGUGACGUUUCUCAAUGCACCUCCACCAAUGGAGAGUACGUUCCUUACAAAGUGAUUCCCUACUACGACUACUUCCAGGAGGUCCAGCCCUCGAUGCCUGCCUUCAUGCCUGAGUUCCAGGGUGGAUCUUACAACCCCUGGGCCGGUCCCGAAGGUGGAUGUCCCGAGGAUACCGGAGCGGACUUCGCCAACCUGUUCUAUCGGUGGAACAUCGCCCAGCGAGUGACCGCCAUGAGUUUGUACAUGGUGUUUGGCGGAACCAACUGGGGCUCGCUGGCUGCCCCUGUCACGGCCACCAGCUACGACUACUCCUCCCCGAUUGCCGAGGACCGCUCGAUUGGUGACAAGUACCACGAGACCAAGCUGCUUUCCCUGUUCACUCGUAGCGCCAAGGACCUCACCAUGACCGACCUCAUCGGCAACGGCACCAAGUACACCGACAACGCUGCCGUCAGCGCUUACGAACUCCGAAACCCCGAGACCAACGGUGCCUUCUACGUCACCAUCCACAAGGAUACCACCAUCGGCUCGGACGAGUCCUUCAAGCUCCACGUGAACACCUCCGCCGGCGCUCUGACGAUCCCAAGUGAGCAGGGCAAGAUCCGCCUGAACGGUCAUCAGUCCAAGAUCAUCGUGACUGAUUUCGCCUUCGGCUCCAAGACCCUCCUGUACUCCACCGCUGAGGUGUUGACCUAUGCGGUCAUCGACGACCACCCGACUCUGGUGCUUUGGGUGCCCACGGGAGAAUCCGGCGAGUUCGCCAUCAAGGGCACUAAGUCUGGCAAGGUGGCGAGCUGCAACGGCUGCUCCAGCGUCAAGUUCAACGGCAAGAAGGACCAUGUUGUUGUCGGGUUCACUCAAGCCAAGGGAAUGAGUGUGCUUCAGCUGGAUGAUGAUGUCCGUGUCGUUGUUCUCGACAGGUCGUCUGCUUAUCAUUUCUGGGCCCCUACCUUGACUGAUGAUCCGAUUGCCCCGGAGGAUGAACUUGUCCUGGUCGAAGGCCCCUACCUCGUCCGUGCGGCCAGCGUCUCGGGAUCUACCUUGGCUCUCCGCGGUGACUCAACCGACAAGACGAACCUGGAAGUUUUCGCUCCUAAGGACGUCAAGGCGAUCACCUGGAACGGCAAGCAGGUCAAGUCUUCCGAGACCCCCUACGGCAGUCUCAAGGCCACGCUCGCCGCGCCGCCCUCGAUUAAGCUCCCCUCUUUCGGCUCGUGGCGGUCGAACGACAGCUUGCCGGAACGCUUGGAGUCGUACGAUGACUCUGGACCGGCCUGGGUUGAUGCCAACCAUGAAACCACGCUGAACCCGCAUCCCCCUGUCACCUCUCCUGUCUUGUACGCCAACGAAUACGGAUUCCACAACGGUGUCCGCCUCUGGCGCGGCUACUUCAACGGAACCGCCUCCGGCGUCUUCCUGAACAUCCAAGGUGGCGCUGCAUUCGGCUGGUCUGCCUAUCUGAAUGGCCACUUCCUCGGCUCUUACCUCGGCAACGCCACCAUCGAGCAGGCCAACAAAACCCUCACCUUCGCCAACAACACGCUCCACACUCGCUCAGGCUCCCGGAACACCCUCCUCGUCAUCCACGACGACACUGGCCACGACAUGACCACCGGCGUGCUCAACCCGCGCGGCAUCAUCGAAGCCCGACUCCUCGGCUCCUCCGCCCCCAACUUCACCCAUUGGCGUCUCGCUGGUACCGCCGGCGGUGAAUCUAACCUCGACCCCGUCCGCGGCGUCUACAACGAAGACGGCCUCCACGCUGAGCGCGUCGGCUGGCAUCUUCCUGGCUUCGACGACAGCGCCUGGUCUGUCGACAAGAGCACCAACCACUCCUCCAGCUCCGUUUCCAAAUUAUCCUUCUCCGGCGCCACCGUCCGCUUCUUCCGCACCACCGUCCCCCUUAACAUCCCUUCGGGUCUGGACGUCUCCAUCUCCUUCAUCCUCGGCACCCCGGCCGGCACAAGCAAGGCGUACCGCGCCCAGCUCUUCGUCAACGGAUACCAGUACGGCCGGUACCAUCCACACAUCGGAAACCAGGUCGUGUAUCCCGUCCCCGCAGGUAUCUUGGACUACCGCGGUGAGAACACCAUUGGUUUAGCGGUUUGGGCGCAGAGUGAAGAUGGUGCGGCCAUUACUGUCGAUUGGAGGGUGAAUUACGUGGCGGAUAGUUCAUUGGAUGUGGCGAAUAUUGAUGAGGAGAAGUUGAGGCCCGGGUGGGAGAAGGAGAGAGAGAAGUUUGCUUAA
Messenger RNA from Aspergillus affinis, 3057 nucleotides. Its product is annotated as glycoside hydrolase family 35 protein. The record is from RefSeq and is a predicted model, not a curated record. Gene Ontology annotation, biological process: carbohydrate metabolic process. The transcript has 5 exons. Gene Ontology annotation, cellular component: vacuole. The coding region runs from base 1 to 3057 and encodes 1018 amino acids. Gene Ontology annotation, molecular function: beta-galactosidase activity. Lineage: Eukaryota; Fungi; Ascomycota; Eurotiomycetes; Eurotiales; Aspergillaceae.